CAGUAAUCCAGCAGUCAGGUAAUACCUGAAUAGUGAACAUAAAUAACUGAAUGAGCCAAUGCCAGACAGAAUGAUAGACCAACAGACAGAGGUGCCUACUGAUGUAAGUUGAAACAGAAAAAAGGAAGUCAAGAAGUAUAGAGGAACAGUCUUCUAAUGCAAUGCAACAAUAUUAUUUCAGCAAAGUGUGUUUAUGAAACUGCGUUUCACAAAGUCAUUGAUAAAUACAGGCGAGACAUAUUAUAUCAAACAUCCGUGAAGUUAUUUAUUGAUAUUGAGAACACAAAAGACAGCAAGAAUAAAUCUGCAAUGAGUCGAUCGCCACCACCACAAUGGCACAAAUAUCCACCACAAGGGUCAGCUGUUGGACCUCCACCUAUGCCGAAUAAGCACGCACGAAGUCCUGAGAGAGAGAGGAGAUCACCCGGUUAUGACAGAGAGGCAGAAUGGCGACGAUUCCAGGAAUGGGAAAAACAUAAUAGAAAAUCUCCACCUCGCUCUAGUCCAAAACGAAGUCCUCCGAGACCUCAGCACAGGCCGAUAAGUCCUAGGAAAGAACGAAGUCCAGUAAAAGCUCCACCUCCAGAAUGGGGUCGAAGAUCUCCACCGAGGUCUUAUCGACCCCCUGAGUGGGGCAGGAGAAGUAGGAGUCCACCACCCUCAUGGGGUAGGAGAAGUCCUCCAAGAUAUGGCCCUCCACGUGGUAGAAGCCCUCCUCGAGCUCAUAGUCCCCAUCGAUGGGGUCCGGGUCCACCACCCCAUGACUGGGAUCGAUACAGAGGCCACCCAGCUCCACGACGAUCACCACCGAGAUGGGGACCCGCACCCCCGCAUUGGGAACCCAGAAGAGAGAGAUAUCCUCCACCAGGUCAUCAUAUACAAGACCGUGGAAGAUGGCCUGCACAACCCGCAGACAGACCUCCAUUUCGACCCAAUGGUGCUCCAGCUACACAACCUAUUGCUCAGCCGGCAGCUAGUGACAGUGGAAAAUCUGCAGAAGGAAUGAAGAUGGAUGAAGGAUCAGCAGAAGAAGAAACUUUGGAAAAUUAUGAUUUACCGGAAUAUGAUGCUGAAGUGCCUUUAGGUCAAAAGUAUGUCAUUGCUGUUUCUGGAUUCUUUUGCAAGAUCUGUCACAAAUUUUACAAUUCGGAAUCUUCAGCCAAGAUUACACACUGCAAGUCAAAGACUCAUUAUGAAAAGUUUUCGAAAUGGGUGGUUACAAAAAAAGAAGAGACAGCAGCUCAGAAACGUGCAGCUCCAGUUGAAACACCUGCCAGUGAGCCGGCACCAGUUCCUCCCGUACCUCCUACUGAUACAAAAAUUGAUGAAGUUUCAAAAAAGGAUGAGCCUGAUGAAUCACCACCUGCUAAAGUACCUAAGAUGGAAUCACCAAUUGAAGAAACUAAUAAAGAUGAUAGCCAAGAGGAUUGGGCGGGAGCUCUGUUAAUAAAAGAAGAACUGACCGAAGAAAGUGAUAAUGAACAGAAUGAUGUUAAUAAAUACGAUCCUUCUCAACCAACAGACGAGAGUAGUAUGCUUGUGACACCACUUAAAGAGGAAAAAAAGAACUCUGGAUAUAUAUCUGAAACAUCUGCAUCUGAUACUGAUAGAACGCCAAGCACUGAUGACUUCUUAGAAGCAACUUUGUACAACUUCAGAAAGAUGAGAGUACAACAGUUGAAGGAAAAUUUGAAAAAGCGGGAUCUACCAUUGCAUGGUCUAAAACCAUUGUUGUUAAAACGUCUUGAAAAGGCGCUCCUGGCAGAAGCAGCUGAGGCUGCGACUGUUGAGAGUCAGCAGGAGGAAGAGGAAACGAAAGAUCAAGAACAGACUUCAAAAGAUGACACACCAGUCAAAACAGAGGUGGAAGAACAGCAGGCUGGGGAAGAGACGUCAGCAAAUAUUCCACAGACACAAGACAAUAGUGGUAUCGAAGGUGAGCUAUCGAAGGCGCUGAAACUGACUUUGCACGAGUCUGACAUAGAAGUGUCAAAUUGCAAAUCACAGUGGAUUACAAAGAGAGAACUAGAACGAGAACUUCUUCAGCUGGAGGGUGUCGAAACUGUAAUAAGCAUGGAAAAGGAACAAACUAAGAUGGGGAAGAAGACAAUUGUAGAAUGGACAAUCGAGCUCAAUUUCAGAGGUAAAUUUCCUAAAGACGGACUUAACUUCUGGAUGGAAUCACAUCAACAACUGCCAUUCCGUGCAUCUUUGUCAGAAGAAGAAUGAUGAAAACAACUUGAAAAGUGUUUUCAUCAUGUUCGUAAUCAGUCAAGAAGAGAGCCAUCGUGGAUUUCCAAUUGCUGGACACUGCUGGUUUCACUUAUUUUGAUCAAUAAUUAACUGAGCUUGUUAUUUUGUAUUCUUUACUUUUAUGAUCUUCAAACACUCGAUUCGAAUUUUUAUCACGUGCUAUCGAAUUAUGGAGUUUCUUCCUGAUAUAGUGAAAGCCAAUUUGACGUUGAAUUUAAGGAAUUCAGAUGACUGGCUAUUUACCUUCGGCAAGCAAUCUUAUUUUCUAUUUCCUGGCAUAAAUAUGAAAUCUUGAAUGAAAUUGCAGCAAUUGAUGAAUGUGCCAUUUCUGUAUCUUUCGUUAAAAUGAUAAUCACAAAUAUUGGAUUUCGCAAGGUGCCCCAAUCGCAAAAAUUAUGACUCGAAGCCUGUUAUUAUUUUUCAAUAAAUGACAGAAUUGUUCUGUCAAGUGCUGAAAGCCUGA
Styela clava is the source of this 2716-nucleotide messenger RNA. RefSeq lists its product as uncharacterized. Lineage: Eukaryota; Metazoa; Chordata; Ascidiacea; Stolidobranchia; Styelidae. Gene Ontology annotation, molecular function: nucleic acid binding; zinc ion binding. The record is from RefSeq and is a predicted model, not a curated record. Gene Ontology annotation, cellular component: nucleus.